AUGUGCUGGAGGCGGGGCCAGAGUCUCGGACACGCCCGUCCACUUCUCGCAGUACUGGCCCGGGUCGGAACCUCCCACGGUAUCACCGACCUGGCCUGCAAGCUCCGCUUCUAUGACGAUUGGGCUCCGGAGUAUGACCAGGAUGUGGCUGCUUUGAAGUACCGAGCCCCAUGCCUUGCUGUGGAUUGUCUCAGUCGAGCCCUUCGGGGCUCACCCCAUGAUGCCCUGAUCUUGGAUGUGGCCUGUGGCACUGGCCUGGUAGCUGUGGAGCAAACAACAGUAACCAUUACACAUCUCCACCCUGCCCCACACGCAGGGACCUUUGACGCGGUGAUCAUUGUGGGCGCCCUCAGUGAGGGACAGGUGCCCUGCAGUGCCAUACCUGAGCUCUUAAGAGUCACCAAGCCAGGUGGACUUGUUUGUCUGACUACCAGGACCAACCCAUCCAACCUUCCAUACAAGGAGGCGCUGGAAGCGACCUUAGACUCCCUGGAGCAGGCUGGAGUGUGGGAAUGCCUGGUGACCCAGCCUGUGGACCACUGGGAGCUAGCAACAUCAGAACAAGAGAUGGGGCUAGGCACCUGUGCCAAUGAUGGCUUCAUCUCUGGCAUCAUCUACCUUUACCGAAAGCAGGAGACAGUGUAGGGUAAGGGAGAGAGGCUCAGUAUCACACCCCUAGUUGACCAAUGCUCCUCUGUGUAUGGUCUCAGCCCAGUGUGUUUUCUUGGCCUUCCCUGCUCUGUCUGUAAAAUGGGUCCAACUUCCUAGCUACGCCCAUUAGGAGUACUCUGCUAGGUAUAGCCCAAAGGAACUGAAAAGACUCCUCUACUUUCUUUGGACCCAGGGCUCGAGUGAUCACCAACAGUGCUUGCUCUGCAAAGCGUGAGAAACCAAGCGGCUGUCUUCAGCAUCCACAUACAAAUCACAGGUUUCCAACAUGCCUGUGUGUAAUACCACCAUUGAGGUGGGAGAUGGGUGGGUCUCUCAGCAG
Molecule: messenger RNA, 991 nt
Organism: Mus caroli (Ryukyu mouse)
Lineage: Eukaryota; Metazoa; Chordata; Mammalia; Rodentia; Muridae
Source: RefSeq, a predicted model, not a curated record